GCCGCGCCGGCGCCAUUUUGCCCAAGCCUGCGAGCUGGUGGGAGUGGAGCCGAGCGGCUGCUGUAGCCGUCGCGUUCCUCCUCCUUACAGUCCAGACCGCAGGGUGACUAGGCCGUCGGCCCUCGAGCCGAGAUUUGUCUUUUUCUUAGUUCUGGGCAGCGGCUGGCCGACAUGAGUGAUAUCGAGGAGAACAACUUCGAGGGCAGAGUUAAUGUUCGUGAAGAAAUUGAAGAGUUUUUUCCAAGAAUGUGGAAGAUAAAUCAAGAUAAAAGAAGGCUAAUGAAAAGUAUUAAAGAUCAGAAAAUUAAAAUUGAAUGGGGGAAAAAAUUGAACAGAAGAUUGGUCAGAUAGAAGCACUUGAAUAUUUUUAAGGCUAUUUUGAAUUGUUUGAAUUGGGGAAGAAUACACGAAGUAUGAAAAAUGAAAAACUCAAUGAAGAAUGAAGAGAAGUAGAAAGCAAGAGUGAAGUAGAAUUAAAAGAAUCUGGAAGAAUGAAUGGGUCCUAGGUUAAGUAAAUGAGUCUCGCUCUCAGUCAAAAUCUCCAACGGGAACUCCUGCCCGUGUAAAAUCGGAGAGCAGGUCAGGAUCUCGUAGUCCAUCAAGGGUUUCCAAACACUCUGAAUCCCAUUCUCGAUCAAGAUCAAAAUCCAGGUCCAGGUCAAGGAGGCAUUCUCAUAGACGCUACACUCGAUCCAGAUCCCACUCUCACAGGAGACGAUCACGAAGUAGGUCUUAUACACCAGAAUAUCGGCGGCGAAGGAGUCGAAGUCACUCUCCAAUGUCUAAUCGCAGAAGACAUACUGGCAGCAGGGCAAAUCCAGAUCCCAACACUUGCCUAGGAGUGUUUGGCCUCAGUUUAUAUACAACAGAGAGAGAGCUUCGUGAAGUAUUUUCGCGAUACGGACCAUUGAGUGGUGUCAAUGUGGUUUAUGAUCAGCGGACUGGGCGAUCACGUGGAUUUGCUUUUGUGUAUUUUGAGCGGAUAGAUGACUCUAAGGAGGCUAUGGAAAGGGCAAAUGGAAUGGAGCUGGAUGGUAGAAGAAUUCGUGUGGAUUAUUCUAUCACCAAGAGAGCACACACCCCUACACCAGGCAUCUACAUGGGGAGACCAACUCAUAGUGGUGGUGGUGGAGGAGGAGGCGGUGGUGGAGGUGGUGGAGGUGGUGGCAGACGUCGAGAUUCUUACUAUGACAGAGGAUAUGAUCGAGGAUAUGACAGAUAUGAAGAUUAUGAUUACCGGUACAGAAGGAGGUCGCCUUCUCCUUACUAUAGUCGGUACAGAUCAAGAUCAAGAUCUCGUUCCUACAGCCCAAGACGCUAUUGAUAAUGGAGUGGUUGCAGCCAAGGACUUUUAUCCCUGCCCCCAUUCUGAAUUUCCCCAAGCUUCCAAUACUUCCAAGUCCUUUUCAUAAUACCUGGUUUAUUUAGCAUCUAUACUUGGCCAGUUUUGUUGCUGUUUUCCACCCCUUUUGUUGUAGUCCUAAAGGUGUUCUUGUCAUUUUGAAUAGUUAAACAUCUUGAGUUAAAAAGGAACCCAGUGUUGUGCUUUGUGAUUUUUUUUUUUUCUUUGCCUUUACAGAGGAUUAACUCCCUACUAUGAGGAAAGAAAUGAUCUUUUUAAAGCUUUUGUGACAGAUAUUGUAGUAGACAUUAGAGAUCUGCAUUUAUGAAAAACUCCUUUUUUAACUUUCUUUAGGGGAAGAUAAAUAACAGGAAGUAGUUCAGUCAUGUCAGGUUUGUUUGAAGUGGCAUGGAACAGUCAUAGUUGAGUGUAGAAAGUUUGAAGCUAUAGGAGAAAAUAUGAAACAUUUCUUUUGAAAAAAAUGUAACUUUUGAACUCUAAAAAUUAUGUCACUUUUUAGAGAUGGAAAGCUCGUAGAUUCCUAUAAAACAUGUUGUGUUUGAAAUUACAUUUGUUACACCUUACAAACUUAAAACAUAAUUUUUAUGUUAAAUUUACAGAAGCUUAAGUAUGCCCUUAAUCAGUGAAGGACAACCUUUAUUUAUUGCUUAGAACUGUUGUAUAAUUUGCUGUUAAGAAUUUUGGUUAUUGGGACAUUGGUUAAGUGGAUUAUUGUAUAGUAUAGAAUCCUAAGAUACAUGUGAGGAAGAGUAAUUUCAAAUAAAAGUUCAUUUGGAAAAUA
Molecule: messenger RNA, 2144 nt
Organism: Nannospalax galili (Upper Galilee mountains blind mole rat)
Lineage: Eukaryota; Metazoa; Chordata; Mammalia; Rodentia; Spalacidae
Gene: Tra2a
Product: transformer 2 alpha homolog
Exons: 9
Coding region: 779-1324 (181 amino acids)
Biological process (GO): positive regulation of mRNA splicing, via spliceosome
Cellular component (GO): spliceosomal complex
Molecular function (GO): RNA binding
Source: RefSeq, a predicted model, not a curated record